Mollisia scopiformis is the source of this 483-nucleotide messenger RNA. RefSeq names its product acetyl-CoA synthetase-like protein. Lineage: Eukaryota; Fungi; Ascomycota; Leotiomycetes; Helotiales; Mollisiaceae. Gene Ontology annotation, molecular function: phosphopantetheine binding. The coding region runs from base 1 to 483 and encodes 160 amino acids. Gene Ontology annotation, biological process: amino acid activation for nonribosomal peptide biosynthetic process; secondary metabolite biosynthetic process. The transcript has 2 exons. Gene Ontology annotation, cellular component: cytoplasm. The record is from RefSeq and is a predicted model, not a curated record.
AUGGCCGAAGCGUAUCGAUAUGGCCAAGAUAAUCGAAUCUUUUCUUUUGCCAGCUACUGUUUCGACGUAUUCAUCACUGACAUCUUCGGGGGUCUUUCUGCCGGGGCUGUUGUAUGCAUUGCACCCCAGAUAGCGACAAUGGAUGAUCUCACCAGGCUGCUCAAUGUAUCCAGAUCGACGUAUGUAAACUUCACGUCCUCGGCGGCGUCGACGUUGGACCCACAUGAGCUGCCUCAUCUGCAGUCCCUUGUUCUAACGGGCGAGCCUGCAACAAGAAUGCUUUUCCAAACAUGGACAUCCAGAGUUCAACUAACGAAUUCUUACGAAGCAGCAGUUAUCACUUGGGUUGAUGUCAGUCCUAAUACUGAUCCUCAAUGCGUCGGAAAUGUGGUUCCUGGUAUGGAGGUAAUGGUUCUAGACGACUCACUGAGAAGGGUCCCAAUAGGGGUGCAAGGCACUAUUUUUGCGGUUGUUCGGGCCUGA